This is a messenger RNA of Naegleria gruberi, 3207 nucleotides long. RefSeq lists its product as uncharacterized. Gene Ontology annotation, biological process: intracellular signal transduction; cyclic nucleotide biosynthetic process. The coding region runs from base 1 to 3186 and encodes 1061 amino acids. The record is from RefSeq and is a predicted model, not a curated record. Gene Ontology annotation, cellular component: cytoplasm. Lineage: Eukaryota; Heterolobosea; Eutetramitea; Acrasida; Naegleriidae. Gene Ontology annotation, molecular function: adenylate cyclase activity. The transcript has a single exon.
AUGAGAGCUUCAUCUUCGGGUGACGAUUCAUCCUCCACUUCGAAUCUUGUUGCUCAUCAUUAUCAGCAAAAUUCCAAUCAUCAUCAUCAGCGGCCCAGUUUAAUUGAUCAUAUUUUGAUGAAUAAUAAUCAGACAAAUAAUAAUAAUUAUUAUCAGCAAGAUAGGGAAUUGGAAGAAGUUUCAACAAGUGUUGUGCAACAUUAUAAUAAUAAUGGUGAUUUAAAUUUUCCAAUUUCUUCUUCUACAUCGUCGUCUUCAUCCACCAAUACAACAAAUAAUAGUCCUAAUCAUACUCCUUCUCCAUCAACAACAAAUCAACAACAUAUAAUUAGUAAUAAUAGUAUAAUUAAUUGUGAAGAAGAUGAAGAAUACUUUAAUCGAACAACAACAAAUAAUAAUCAAAGUAGUAAUACGAGUCAUAAUAAUAUCAUACCAACUAAUAUUCAUACAACAUCAUCCUCAGCCCAUCUGGUGGGCGAAAUUAAUGUACAUAACAAUAAUAAUAAUUUAACGUCUCCUGCUGAUGAUCAAUCAACUGAUGAAGGAAUCUUCCAAAAAACCAAGAGAAAGGGAGAGAACAUUUUGGAAACUAUUCUUAGAUACUUUUGCUGUGUUUCUCACUUUUCGAGGAAUAAUACACAACUACUCGAAUCACACAAUGUUUCGAGUAGUGAUUAUGGAGCACAUAGUUCUGCUUUCAUUAAAGUAUUGAAAAAGAAUGAUCAUAUUAAUAUAGUGAACGAGUCGAAUGUUUCAUCGAGGAGGAGAAGUCGUUUAUCACAAGAGGCUGUCAAGAAGAUUAAAAAGAAAAAGAGAAUUAGACUGAUGAGUGAUAUUGAUGAGGAUAGUGAUAACGAGGAUCAAAUUAUUGAGAGUGAAUAUUCAUUUUGGAUAUGGUUGAAAUGUUUCUUUGGAAAUUUGACAUUCAUGUGUCAUCCUCCAAAGUGUUGCACCAUUUUGAAUAUUUUAAUUAUUUUGUUUAUUGUUCAAGGAAUUUUUGGAAUUAUUUCUUCCUUUAUUUUACUUUAUUCGAGUGGUGAGAGUGUUUUGAAACAAACAGAAUCGAUCCAACAAAUUCAAAUCAAAACCUAUUCCAAGAAUGAAAUUUUAAAGAUUGUGGACUAUACAAAUCUUGCGGUAGAGACAAUCAAGUUUGAGAUGGCCGAAUCUGAUUUUAAUAUUAACAACCAAUUACAUUGGACUAAACUUUUUAAUUAUGUGGCUAGUAUUUAUGGGAAUAGUAUACCAAUAGAUGGCAUAUUUUAUGGUAAAUCGGAUAAUUUCUAUGUAGGAUAUAAUAGAAACGUUCAACACACGAUAAGAAAUGGUACAGCUGGUAAAUCCCAAUGUCAAUACUUUUAUCGUGCUCAUCUCGACACUAUCAUAACUGAUGAUUCUUACUAUUAUGAAAACUUUGACUAUGUUGCUUGUAAUUUGUCAGUUUCGAACACAAAGAGACCUUGGUACUUGCCAUAUACAAAAGAAUCUGAUGCAUCAAAUUCUAUCAAGUGGGCCCCUGUAUUCAAAUCAAUUUAUGGAGACCAAAGUAUUGCUGUGACAAUACCAAUCUAUGUUAAUCAGACAAUUUCACAAGCACUCAAUCAGACAACGCUCAGAUACAUUCCUGUUGAUACUGCUCCUUCAUCAAUUAAGGUUCCAUCUCGCCUAUAUGGUGUUGUUGGAUUUCAAUUACAAUCUAGAGCUUUAGGUGAGCUAUUGAAAAAUAGCUCUGGUUCAUUUGGAGAGGUUGAUAUGGUAUUUAUUACGAAUCCAGAUGGUGAUUUAAUAGCAGUCAAUGCUCAAUCUGGUUCAGAUUACUUUCUGUUUGCCAAAUAUAUCAUACAGGAUUAUAGUGAAAGAGGAGUGUUGCACACUCUCAAUACCACUACUUGCCAGAUAACCAAUGGAGUAUUAUGUUCUCUUUCUUUGGAAAAGAAAUCAUAUUCUUUUGAAGGUGAGGCAUAUUCUGUUGAGCUUUUAUUUGCUACAGAUUUGUAUAGUCUUGGAUGGGGAGUGGCAAUAGCUUCGAAAGUGAAAUCAUUUGCAGAUGAAGUAGUGACAGGCGGUGUCACUUCUGUAGUUGUAUUCGUUAUUGUUUUUAUAUUUGGUAUGAUUAUACUCUUCUUUACCCUCAAAGCAAUUAGUAAUCCAAUACAACAAUUGUCAAUAGACAUGCUCAAAUUGACCAACUUGAAAGAUAACAAGUCAAAGGAACAGACUUUAAGUAUUUUCAGUGAUAUCAGAGAAAUGCAAAUUCACAUCAAGGCAAUGAAAAAAGGUCUAAUUACAUUUUCCAAGUAUGUACCUGAGAUUGUUGUAGAAAAGGUAAUGAUCAAACAAGACUAUUCCUAUGGAGAGGCUGGAUUAACAACACAGAACAUGUCAGUAUUAUGUUGUGAGCUCAAUCCAUCCGAAAUAUUUAGGGAAAUGAAACCUUCCGACCUGUUAGACUUGCUCAAUGAUUACUUUGUGCUUGUUUGCAAUGCAACUCACAAUCAUGGAGGAUUAGUUGACAAGUUUAACACUAAUGCAUUGGUUUGUUAUUUUAACGAGUCAACAUUCCCUGUCUUGAAUCAUGAACAAAAUGCUUGCAGUGCUGCUUUGGAAAUUGUCAAUCAGAUAAGCGAAUUAAUUGAAAAGCACUCAAAGAAAACCUCCUCCAAAAUAUCCAUCAAGGUUUCAGUCAAUAGUGGAGACAUUAUUUGUGGGCUAUUAGGAUCUAAUACUAGAAUGAAUUUCUCCAUGAUUGGAAAAAAUUAUGACAUGGCAAUUAACAUGCUACAAAUGAAUAACCAUUACAAAACCAAGGUACUUAUUGGUCAAAACACCUUACGUAAGGUGAGGGAGAACUUUAUUUGCUACUUUGUAGACAGUUUGGAGACUGAAAAGAUUUCAAUGCCAUGUUCAACAUUUAAAUGUACAUCAAGUGGGGAUUUAUCAAAAUAUGAUGAAGAGGAUAAUAAUGGCAUUUGUAAUGUUUAUGAAUUGAUUUGUCAUAAGGACGAAGCGACAGAACUCCACAAAAAGAUUCAAUCUGAUUUAUACCAAAUCGAGUCUUUCUUAGCGAACCAACAGUAUCACUAUCUGUACGACAAGUGCCUCUGCGUACUAUCCUUAGAAGAUCUUCAGAGUGUUGAAUAUUUAAAAUCCAAAUAUAAAGCCGAAUUGAAUCGACAGAUCCUUUAACUGUGGAUUCAAAAUUUCCUC